Messenger RNA from Prunus dulcis (almond), 2401 nucleotides. Its product is annotated as glucose-1-phosphate adenylyltransferase large subunit, chloroplastic/amyloplastic-like. The record is from RefSeq and is a predicted model, not a curated record. Gene Ontology annotation, biological process: glycogen biosynthetic process. The transcript has 14 exons. Gene Ontology annotation, molecular function: glucose-1-phosphate adenylyltransferase activity. NCBI's taxonomy places the organism in Eukaryota, Viridiplantae, Streptophyta, Magnoliopsida, Rosales, Rosaceae. Bases 626 to 2209 code for a protein of 527 amino acids.
GCAAAUGGGUUUGAAAUGGAAAGACCUUCGCUUAAGGAAGGACUCUUCCGAAAACCCGAUUGAGUUGGAAAGCCUGAACACUCGAUCACAGUGGCAUUUACUGAGAAGAGAGAAUUACUAGUUGGCAACAAGAAGUGCACACUAUUAUAUAUAAGUCAUUAAUAUUAAGAUAUUUUUUUUCCGUGACCGCUUACGCGUUCAUUCACCAAAAUCACCACCUCCGUCAUAAGUCACCCUCCUUAAUCCGGCAUUCACUCUCUUCCACUUGCCAUUUUUGGCUCCACCACAAGCACUUUUGAUCACCUCCCAUUUCAGCUAUUGGUGGUCAUAAACCAAACGUUAGACCAGGGUUGUAUUAAAGUUUUCAUCUUUUGGGCAUCUGGGGUACUUCUGGUUCUUUCUAUUUAUACAAUUUUCUGAUCCGGAAAUUGCUGAUUUUGCCUCUGAUCUGGUGGGUGCUUCUUUGUUUUUGUGACGCUGAAUGUUUUUGGGGCCUUUUUGUGAAAGUGCUUUGCUUUGCUUUUCUGUUACAUAAAGGCAUAAGGGAAACCAUUUUCAUAUAAGAUUCCUCAUUUUUGCAUUAGAGGAUAUAGAAUCUCUGGAAAGCAGUGUGCUUUUUGUAACCAUGGAUUCUUGCUGUGCGACCAUGAGGGCCAAUGCCCACCCGAUUAAAGUCGGAAAAGGGGGUCUUAGGAACCAAGGUUGUGGGUUCUGGGGUGAGAGUGUCAGGGUGGGUCUCAAGAGCAGAGAUUUGAGUGCUCAGUUGUUGAAAAGCUCUAAAUUUGAAAGCAGAGCUAGAAAGCUUAAGCCUGGCGUGGCUCACUCUAUUCUUACAGAUAUCAACCAAGACAGUGUGACAUUUCAGUCACCACUUUUUGAGACUCCAAAAGCAGACCCCAAAAAUGUGGCUUCUAUCAUUUUGGGUGGAGGUGCUGGAACUCGCCUGUUUCCUCUCACCAGCCAAAGGGCCAAGCCAGCGGUUCCAAUUGGAGGGUGUUACAGGCUGAUUGAUAUCCCGAUGAGCAAUUGCAUUAACAGUGGCAUAAAAAAGAUAUUCAUCUUAACACAAUUUAACUCUUUUUCCCUCAAUCGUCACCUUGCGCGUACUUAUAAUUUUGGAGAUGGUAUGAAUUUCGGAGAUGGAUUUGUGGAGGUUUUGGCUGCAACUCAAACGCCAGGAGAAGCUGGGAAGAAAUGGUUUCAAGGAACAGCUGAUGCUGUGAGGCAAUUUAUAUGGGUCUUUGAGGAUGCAAAGAACAAAAAUGUUGAGCAUAUACUGAUCUUAUCCGGUGAUCAUCUUUACCGGAUGGACUAUCUGGAUUUUGUGCAGAAGCAUAUUGAUACAAAUGCCGACAUCACAGUUUCAUGCAUUCCCAUGGAUGAAAGCCGGGCAUCAGAUUACGGACUCAUGAAAAUUGACCAAUCAGGACGUAUAAUCCAAUUUGCUGAGAAACCAAAAGGCCCUGACCUAGAAGCAAUGCAAGUUGACACCAGUAUUCUAGGGCUUUCUGAGCUGGAGGCUAUGAAAUCUCCUUAUAUUGCAUCAAUGGGUGUUUAUGUGUUUAGAACUGAUGUCCUACUAAAGUUAUUAAGAUGGAGCUACCCUUCUUGUAAUGAUUUCGGCUCUGAGAUUAUUCCAUCAGCUGUGAGGGAACACAAUGUCCAGGCAUAUCUAUUCAAUGACUACUGGGAGGAUAUUGGAACUGUGAAGUCUUUUUUUGAUGCAAACUUGGCCCUCACAGAACAGCCUCCAAAGUUUGAAUUCAAUGAUCCAAAGACACCUUUCUACACAUCUCCUAGAUUCUUGCCACCUACAAAAGUUGAAAAAUGCAGGAUUAUAGACGCAAUAGUUUCCCAUGGUUGCUUCUUGCGAGAAUGUAGUGUUCAACACUCUAUUGUGGGUGUGCGCUCACGUUUAGAGUCUGGUGUAGAACUUAAGGAUACUAUGAUGAUGGGUGCAGACUACUACCAAACUGAAUCUGAGAUUGCAUCUCUUGUAGCUCUAGGAAAGGUUCCAGUUGGUGUUGGAUCAAAUACCAAAAUCUGGAAUUGCAUAAUCGACAAGAAUGCGAAGAUAGGAAGAAACGUAAUGAUCACAAAUACUGAUGGAGUUGAAGAAGCAGACAGGGCAGAGGAAGGAUUUUACAUUCGGUCUGGAAUCACAGUCGUACUGAAGAAUGCAACUAUUAAAGAUGGAACUGUCAUUUGAAUUCAUCAAUUUUACAAAGGGGUACUUGUUCAGAUUGAGCCACGGUGACAGUACCUUGAUGAAGCUCGCUCGUGGCUUUAACUUGAUGUAGCCGGAACACUUAUUUAUGUAAAUUAACAACUUGCUUUGAUGUAUGUAACUAAACCUGCUUGUUAUUUAAUAAUAUCAAUAAAGUUGUAUCUUUCAUCUAUA